ACAUGCUGAGAUCAAUCUGUUCAUUUACCUGCACUGAUCACGUCGAUCAAACAGCUCCAUUGAACAGUACCCAGCCUGCCGAUUCCAUUAGCCAUCAUGAAGUCUGCAGUAGUACUUUGCCUUCUUGUUGCUGUCAGUGCUGCCAUGCCAUACGGCUACCAAUCUAGUUACGCUGGUAACAAUUAUAACAAUGGCUACCAACCUAGCAGUAACUACAAUGGCUACCCCGGAGGCUACAAUGGUUACAACAAUGGAUACCAAGAUAAAGGUUACAACAACGGCUACGCCGGAAACAGCUAUGGCUAUUCUGGCAACAGCUACAGCAAUGGCUACCCUAGCGACAGCUACAGCAAUGGCUACAAUGGCAACAGCUACAACAAUGGCUACAAUGGCAAUGGCUACCAAAACAACGGCUACAAAGGCUACAGUGGAUACUAAAUAAAACCAAUAUACACUCAUGAAUUCUACUUCUUUUUGGAGUACAGAUUUCAUAGUGGAACGACGAGAUCUAAUAAUUGUUUGUAGAUUGAAUAGUACUAAUAAAGAUUCACUAAAACUAA
Molecule: messenger RNA, 560 nt
Organism: Biomphalaria glabrata
Lineage: Eukaryota; Metazoa; Mollusca; Gastropoda; Planorbidae
Product: nacrein-like protein C1
Exons: 3
Coding region: 97-438 (113 amino acids)
Source: RefSeq, a predicted model, not a curated record